AUGCUGAAGCUGCACCUGCUGCUGACCGUGCUGCACGGUCUGGUAACAAGUACCUACCGGUACAAGAUACUCCCCAACCCAGCGGCCAGUUUCAAUGAUCCCGAAGCUAUUGUAUAUAACACAGUGACGGCCAUACAGAGCAAGCACGACUGGAACCAGCACGACUGCAGCAACCACGACUGGAGCCAGCACGACUGCAACAACCACGACUGCAGCCAGCACGACUACAGCAACCACGACUGCAGCAACCACGACUGCAGCAACCACGACUGCAGCAACCAAGACUCCAGCCAGCACGACUGCAGCAACCACGACUGCAGCAACCACGACUGCAGCAACCACGACUGCAGCAACCACGACUCUAGCCAGCCCGACUGCAACCACGACUACAGCAAUCACGCCUGCAGCAAUCACGACUGCAGCAACCGUGACUGCAGCAACCACGACUACAGCAAUCACGACUGCAGCAACCAUGACUGCAGCAACCGCGACUGCAGCAACCAUGACUACAGCAAUCACGACUGCAGCAACAACGACUGCAGCAACCACGACUGGAUCAGAGACGACUGCAACCAGCACGACUGGAGCCAGCACGUUUGCGCAGAUGGCUGA
Hyalella azteca is the source of this 612-nucleotide messenger RNA. RefSeq names its product small histidine-alanine-rich protein-like. Lineage: Eukaryota; Metazoa; Arthropoda; Malacostraca; Amphipoda; Hyalellidae. The record is from RefSeq and is a predicted model, not a curated record. The transcript has 3 exons. The coding region runs from base 1 to 612 and encodes 203 amino acids.